Molecule: messenger RNA, 432 nt
Organism: Parastagonospora nodorum SN15
Lineage: Eukaryota; Fungi; Ascomycota; Dothideomycetes; Pleosporales; Phaeosphaeriaceae
Exons: 1
Coding region: 1-432 (143 amino acids)
Source: RefSeq, a predicted model, not a curated record
AUGGACAUGGGUACCGGAGUAGGUGUCAGAGUAGUUGUAGAACUAGCGGCUGAGCUGGAGAUGAGCCUCGUAGUGUCGGUAGAAGAUGUGCUUAUAAAAGCAGUCGAUGAGGAAGGUUCGGAAGAUGAUAAUGGACUAGAGAAGGCAGAACUCAAACUCGAAGAUACGGUGGGAGGGAAGGCGGUACUGGAUGGCUUCGUAGAGACAUCAGAGCCUAGGGAGCUUGAAGCAGCCACAGAUGGAACAGGAGGAGCGCUUGAGCUGCUGGAUGUAGGCAAACUUGAUAAGCCAGUAGGAGAAGUCGAGGAGGAGGGUAUGGACGACGGUGUGCGGAUGGAUGACGAUAACGGGGAGCUCAUCGACUCCGUGGAUGAACGAAGGCCAGAAGAUGACCUUGACGAGCUGUCCUUGCAACGGCCAAAUCCGGGCUGA